UUAUUUUUCUUCUCGUGCUUCGAUCAUGACGACCAAAAGUUAUGGAAUGAAGGUCCACAUGAGUAUGUGCGAAAAGGUUAUGAAAUGCUUUCAAAAUGAGCUGACAUUGUUAGAAAAGGUUCGGCAUCCUAAUGUGGUUCAGUUUGUGGGAGCUGUUACUCAGAAUAUACCCAUGAUGAUUGUUUCAGAGUACCAUCCAAAAGAAACCUCUCGUUACAAAUAUCAUGUGGAUGAACUUACUUUACUACACGUUGCCUUACUUCUCCACCUCUACCUCCACUGCUCUACCCUAUGGUUUUUCGUCUACUAAAAUUUGAAAGUUCAACUGUUCUGUUUCAUUUCCUCAAAGUUGCCACUUGGGUGUAACUGGACUGAACCUGGGUUGUUUUGGUUUUGCUUAUUUCAAGCCACACCCAUUUACACUUUAAUCUUUUGAUUUCCUAUAGUUUCUGAGUCUUUUCUGUCUUAUUUGGAUUGAGUUUAUCUUGCUUUUACAUAAGCUUUGAUGGAGAUGUGAGUACAGGUUAUAUAUACAGAAGUUUUCUUAAUAUUUUUGACAUGGGUUUCUCUUAUCUUCUGAUAUUUCUACAGUUGAUUCAGAAUUUCUUUCUUACUUGAAUUGGGUUCUUAUUUUUCCACAAGUUUUAUUCAGAUAUUAUCACAGGCUCACAGCAUUUUCCUUAAUGUUAGGGACUUGGGUUUUUGCAGUCAUUUGAUUUCUUGUGCUGUUUUGAAAACAUCUCUCUUGCUUUAAACUGGGUUCUUGCAUGCUCAUAAGCUUUCAUGGAUAUGAUACUACUAGUUGUCAGUAUAGCAGUUCACUCAGUGUUCUUUAUUUGGGUGAUAGUAGAAUUUUUCAUGGAGUGGAAGAGAUGUUUGGAUGAUGAAGAAAUAAAACAUGAAACCGUUGAUAGAAAAUCUAUGGUUCUAAGUGAGGUUGUUGUUCUUUGUAAUGUUUUAAUCUCUAUUUCCUAUUUGGGUUUUCUUGUUUUUGAGAUAUUGUGAGCAGAUUCAAGUUUUGUCGAGUUUCAUCGAGUUUUCUUUUUUCAAGUUUUAUGAGUUUUGACUAGUCAAGUGGACUGAAUCUUGAACAAGUCUUGACUGAAUUGUGACUAAAUUGAUUUUUUUUUUUCCUUCCUUUUUUCAAGUCUGGGUUAAAUCUAAAAUUUUCUUAACGAAAUCAUGUGGAAGUUUUCAGAAUGCUG
Magnolia sinica is the source of this 1205-nucleotide messenger RNA. Its product is annotated as serine/threonine-protein kinase EDR1-like. The record is from RefSeq and is a predicted model, not a curated record. Gene Ontology annotation, biological process: protein phosphorylation. Gene Ontology annotation, molecular function: protein kinase activity. Lineage: Eukaryota; Viridiplantae; Streptophyta; Magnoliopsida; Magnoliales; Magnoliaceae. Bases 26 to 310 code for a protein of 94 amino acids. The transcript is spliced from 3 exons.